AUGGGCAAGGACACCAUCACUCUCGCUUCCGGCCGUGAGAUGCCCCUCGUGGGCUUCGGUCUGUGGAAAGUUCCCCGCGAGACCUGCGCCGAUACCGUCUACAACGCCAUUAAGACUGGUUACCGCCUCUUCGAUGGCGCCUACGACUAUCAGAAUGAGAAGGAGGCCGGUGAGGGUGUCCGCCGCGCCAUUGCCGACGGCCUGGUAAAACGUGAGGACAUCUUCAUCACCACCAAGCUGUGGAACAACUACCACCGCAAGGAGCAUGCUGUCGCCAUGGCGAAGAAGCAGAACGAGACCUGGGGUCUGGACUACAUUGACCUGUUCCUCAUUCACUUCCCCGUUGCUCUCAAGUACAUUGAGCCCUCCAAGCUCGAGUACCCUUGCUGGUGGAUGGACUCCGCGCAGACCAUCGUCGAGCCCGACAACGUCCCCAUCCGCGAGACCUGGGAGUGCAUGGAGCAGAUCGCAGACGAGGGCAUCGCAAAGUCCAUCGGCGUCUCCAACUUCCAGGCCCAGUCCCUCUACGACAUCCAGUCCUACGCCCGUCACCCCAUCUCCGCCCUGCAGAUCGAGCACCACCCUUACCUCGUCCAGCCCGACCUCAUCUCCAUGGCCCAGGAGAACAAGAUCGCCGUCACGGCCUACUCUUCCUUUGGCCCCCAAUCCUUCCUCGAGAUCUCCAACAAGCGCGCCACCGGCGCCCAGGGCCUCUUCGAGGUCGAUGCCAUCAAGGCGAUCGCGGACAAGUACAAGGUUACCCCUGCGCAGGUCCUGCUGCGCUGGGCUACGCAGCGCGGCGUCGCUGUUAUUCCCAAGAGCAAUAGCCAGCACCGUCUGAAGCAGAAUCUCGAGGUUAACGGCUUCGACUUGACUGCCGAGGAGAUUGAGUCCAUCUCUGACCUUGACCGUGGUCUCCGUUUCAACGACCCUGGUUUCUACCUGCCCCAGCGCCCUCUGCGCAUCUUUGCAUAA
Colletotrichum fioriniae is the source of this 975-nucleotide messenger RNA. RefSeq lists its product as uncharacterized. Gene Ontology annotation, molecular function: aldose reductase (NADPH) activity. The record is from RefSeq and is a predicted model, not a curated record. Gene Ontology annotation, cellular component: cytosol. NCBI's taxonomy places the organism in Eukaryota, Fungi, Ascomycota, Sordariomycetes, Glomerellales, Glomerellaceae.